UAGGAGGAGAAAGAAGACGUCGCCGCCACCGGAGGCGGAGGGGGAAGGACGGAAGGACGGACGGACGGACGGACGGACGGCCGACCGACCGAGAGCGUCGCCGCCGGUGCCCAACGGUCGGUGUCCCCGGCUGAGGCAGCGCGGCCGCGGCAGCAGCAGCAACAGCAGCAGCAGCCCUGUUUGAUCUGUGGAUGAAAUGAAUCAUGAUUUUCAAGCUCUUGCAUUAGAAUCUCGGGGAAUGGGAGAGCUUUUGCCUACCAAAAAGUUUUGGGAACCUGAUGAUUCAACAAAAGAUGGACAAAAAGGCAUAUUUCUUGCGGAUGAUGAAUGGAGAGAGACUGCAUGGGGAACUUCUCAUCAUUCAAUGUCCCAGCCUAUUAUGGUACAGAGAAGAUCUGGACAGAGUUUUCAUGGAAACAGUGAAGUAAAUGCAAUUCUUUCUCCGCGCUCAGAAAGUGGAGGCCUUGGUGUGAGCAUGGUAGAAUAUGUAUUAAGUUCCUCUCCUGCUGAUAAAUUGGAUUCUCGAUUUAGGAAGGGAACUUUUGGUACUAGAGAUGCUGAAACAGAUGGACCUGAGAAAGGAGAUCAAAAAGGCAAGGCUUCUCCAUUUGAGGAGGACCAAAACAGAGAUCUUAAACAAGAUGAGGAGGACUCUAAAAUAAAUGGCAGAGGUUUGCCAAAUGGAAUGGAUGCCGAUUGCAAAGAUUUUAACCGUACUCCUGGAAGUCGUCAAGCCUCUCCAACUGAAGUAGUUGAGCGCCUUGGCCCCAGUAGUAAUCCCCCAGAAGGAUUGGGUCCUCUUCCCAAUCCCACAGCUAAUAAACCACUUGUUGAAGAAUUUUCAAAUCCUGAAACUCAGAAUCUGGAUGCCAUGGACCAAGUUGGUCUGGAUUCCUUACAGUUUGACUAUCCUGGUAAUCAGGUACCCAUGGACUCUUCAGGAGCUACUGUAGGCCUUUUUGACUACAGUUCUCAGCAGCAGCUCUUUCAGAGGACUAAUGCACUAACAGUUCAGCAGUUAACUGCAGCUCAACAGCAGCAGUAUGCAUUAGCAGCAGCUCAGCAGCCACAUAUAGCUGGUGUAUUCUCAGCAGGCCUUGCUCCAGCUGCAUUUGUGCCAAAUCCAUAUAUUAUUAGUGCUGCUCCUCCAGGGACCGACCCGUAUACUGCAGCAGGAUUGGCUGCAGCAGCAACAUUAGCAGGUCCAGCAGUGGUUCCACCUCAGUAUUACGGUGUUCCAUGGGGGGUCUAUCCAGCCAAUUUAUUUCAGCAACAAGCUGCGGCUGCGGCAAACACCACAGCCAACCAGCAAGCAGCAUCACAAGCUCAGCCUGGACAGCAGCAGGUUCUUCGUGCUGGAGCAGGUCAGCGUCCUAUUACUCCCAGUCAGGGCCAGCAAGGGCAGCAAGCAGAAUCACUUGCAGCAGCUGCAGCUGCAAAUCCAACUUUGGCUUUUGGUCAGGGUCUUGCUGCAGGCAUGCCAGGCUAUCAAGUACUAGCUCCAACUGCCUAUUAUGAUCAGACUGGUGCCUUAGUGGUUGGCCCUGGAGCAAGAACUGGCCUUGGAGCUCCAGUACGGUUAAUGGCUCCAACACCUGUCUUAAUUAGUUCAGCAGCAGCACAGGCUGCAGCAGCAGCAGCUGGGGGAACUGCAAAUAGUCUUACAGGCAACACAAAUGGUCUGUUUCGGCCAAUUGGCACUCAGCCACCACAGCAGCCACAGCAGCAGCAGCCAAGCUCUAACCUGCAGUCUAAUUCAUUUUAUGGGAGCAGCUCUUUGACUAACAGCUCCCAGAGCAGCUCUUUAUUUUCCCACGGGCCUGGCCAACCUGGAAGUGCAUCUCUUGGCUUUGGAAGUGGUAGCUCUUUGGGAGCUGCUAUAGGCUCAGCCCUCAGUGGAUUUGGCUCAUCAGUUGGCAGUUCUGCAAGUAGUAGUGCCACAAGGAGAGAGUCUCUAUCUACUAGCUCUGACUUGUACAAAAGAUCUAGUAGCAGCCUAGCACCCAUAGGGCAACCAUUUUACAAUAGUCUGGGAUUUUCCUCCUCUCCAAGUCCAAUAGGCAUGCCUCUGCCAAGCCAAACUCCAGGACAUUCACUUACGCCACCGCCAUCACUUUCAUCACAUGGAUCCUCAUCCAGUUUGCAUUUAGGAGGACUGACAAAUGGUAGUGGUCGCUAUAUCUCUGCAGCACCUGGAGCAGAAGCAAAGUAUCGAAGUGCCUCAAGCACUUCCAGUCUGUUUAGCUCCAGCAGCCAGCUCUUUCCUCCUUCUCGGCUCCGCUAUAAUAGAUCUGAUAUCAUGCCUUCCGGCCGCAGUAGGUUAUUGGAAGAUUUCAGGAACAACCGCUUCCCCAACCUUCAGCUCAGAGACCUGAUUGGACAUAUAGUUGAGUUUUCUCAAGACCAGCAUGGCUCCAGGUUCAUACAGCAGAAGCUCGAGAGAGCCACUCCAGCCGAGCGACAGAUGGUAUUUCAUGAAAUUCUACAGGCAGCCUAUCAGUUAAUGACAGAUGUUUUUGGAAACUAUGUUAUACAGAAGUUUUUUGAGUUUGGAAGUUUGGACCAGAAAUUAGCCCUGGCUACUCGUAUUCGUGGUCAUGUUCUACCAUUAGCCUUGCAGAUGUAUGGCUGCCGUGUUAUUCAGAAAGCAUUGGAGUCUAUUUCUUCUGAUCAGCAGAGUGAGAUGGUAAAGGAGCUAGAUGGCCAUGUGCUCAAAUGUGUGAAAGACCAGAAUGGAAACCAUGUUGUACAGAAAUGUAUUGAAUGUGUUCAGCCACAGUCACUGCAGUUCAUCAUUGAUGCUUUCAAAGGACAAGUGUUUGUGCUUUCAACCCAUCCUUAUGGCUGCAGAGUCAUUCAGCGUAUCCUAGAGCACUGCACUGCAGAGCAGACCUUACCCAUCUUAGAAGAACUUCACCAACACACAGAGCAGUUGGUACAGGAUCAGUAUGGCAAUUAUGUUAUUCAGCAUGUACUGGAACAUGGUCGACCUGAAGACAAGAGCAAAAUUGUUUCUGAAAUCAGAGGAAAGGUGUUAGCCCUGAGUCAACACAAAUUUGCCAGCAAUGUAGUAGAAAAGUGUGUUACUCAUGCCUCCCGUGCUGAGAGAGCUUUACUGAUUGACGAAGUUUGCUGUCAGAAUGAUGGUCCUCACAGUGCCUUAUACACCAUGAUGAAGGAUCAGUAUGCCAAUUACGUGGUUCAGAAGAUGAUUGAUAUGGCCGAACCUGCUCAGAGAAAGAUAAUCAUGCACAAGAUUCGACCUCAUAUUACUACUCUUCGCAAAUAUACGUAUGGGAAGCAUAUACUGGCCAAGUUGGAAAAAUAUUAUUUGAAAAACAGCCCAGAUCUAGGGCCUAUUGGAGGACCACCAAAUGGGAUGCUGUAAGGGAAAGGAGAAGGUUCAACCAUGUUUAAAGAAUGGGUUUUCUUUGUGAAUUAUCAAAACACAAUUCAACUAUGAAUCUUUGAUUUUUUUUUUUUAAGCAAAACUAUUUAUUGACUUUCUUCAUCCAUUUGUAAAUUUUUAAGGUUCUUGUGUAUAUUUAGGGGGAGGGGUGGUGAAUUAUAAAUUAUAUUCAACCCUGAGUGGAGACCUAUCAGAUUGGAUUUCUGGUGAAGCACAGAAUGCCUGUAUAUGAUAGAACUGUAUCCCCCCCCCCCAAAAAAAAA
Molecule: messenger RNA, 3672 nt
Organism: Onychomys torridus (southern grasshopper mouse)
Lineage: Eukaryota; Metazoa; Chordata; Mammalia; Rodentia; Cricetidae
Gene: Pum2
Product: pumilio RNA binding family member 2
Exons: 21
Coding region: 197-3388 (1063 amino acids)
Biological process (GO): regulation of mRNA stability; miRNA processing
Cellular component (GO): cytosol; cytoplasm
Molecular function (GO): mRNA 3'-UTR binding
Source: RefSeq, a predicted model, not a curated record